Chiloscyllium plagiosum (whitespotted bambooshark) is the source of this 921-nucleotide messenger RNA. The record is from RefSeq and is a predicted model, not a curated record. Lineage: Eukaryota; Metazoa; Chordata; Chondrichthyes; Orectolobiformes; Hemiscylliidae.
GUAUCUACCUGGGCGGGGCUUAACACAUAUUUAAACUUACCCAUCACUUACUGCAGUUACUUCAAACUUUGUAACUGUGAGCGCUCCAGUGAAUUGCCAAUUUAUUGGUGCGAUGGAUCCUGAAAUAUUAAAAAACUUAUUCAAAAAUAGCAACGCCACAAUCAUCGGGAACACUAUGCUGGUUCUAAUCCUUUAUGGAUUGCAAAUUCUCCUGGACAAACAUAUCCCGUGUCCAUGUACUGGACAUGAACAGAACCUCAACUUUGCCAGGCUAUUUUUCUGUGUACCUUCAGUGAUAUUGUUGUUGAUGAGAUUACUGCUGCAACUUGAUUCACAUCAAUGGCAUUGUUAUGAAGAUUGCAGGACAAGUUGGAAAUUUAUUUUAAUUUACAGCAAAUUGGUCUUUCAACUUUUUCUCCCGUCAGUGAUAUGGAUCUGCGUAUUGUUCUUGGACGGUGAUUACUACGCCUGUUCCGUGAUCAUGGAAAAUGGAACAGUGUCGGGUCAGACAUGCGCCAAAUUCAGCUGCCAGAAGCCACUGCACCAGGAAUGUGAUCAUUCGCGGUAUAUUGGCAGCAUUUUCAUUUCCGUAUUCCUCGUCGCCCUGCUUAUCACCUCCUGUCUUAGUUACUGCACUUGCUGUAACACUGAGAAUUAUUAUUACAAGUACCAAUGUGAUGCCAUGCAUAAAAAAGAAAAAUUGAUAAUGGAGGAAGUGAAAAGAAGAGCAGAUGAAAAGGCGAAGAAGCUGUUUAAUGAAAAAAAAAAUGAAUUAGAUUCUUUGCUUGUUCCUGCAUCAGUGGAGCAUCUACUUCGAGAUGAUACAAAUGAAGAGGUCUAGAUGACUCAGCUGAGUAUGUUGAAUACUUUCCACGUUUGCAUCAGAAUUUCAACAUCCACUGGAUUGUUUUGUUUGUAGUA